GCAGUCGUCCUCCUCGCAGACAGACACACCCACCAUGAGCCAGAAGAGUGGGGGAGAGGCCGGACCACCCCCUUCUGCAGCCAUGGCCUCAGGAAGUUCCCUCCCUCUGAGGCAGGGGGCAUCUGCAUAUAAAAUGGCCUGCAGGUCACUGCUCCAUAGGUCAGAGCCUUGUUUAUUCUGUUGCCAUGGCUACGCUCAGUCCCAACCCAAUCCUCCAAUUGGCAUGCUCAGACUGCUGUAUAGGCCCACUGCUGUAUGCACCAGCUGCUGUAUAGCUCUACUAGUGUAUGCACAAACUGCUCUAGCCCCCCUCUACAUUUAAUUUGGCACCGUAUCAUUAACCUGCAAAUUUGUUAAGAGGAAAGUCUGACUGACCCGAUGUUUUUAUUUUUGGGGGCAAUGUAUGUAACAAUUUUAAAAGCUUGCGUUUGUUUUUUGUAAACAAAGCAUGUCAGUUUUGUCACUGAUUUUAUUAUUUUUUUAUUGAGCAAGUUUUGAUUACAGAACAUUCGAUUGGGGCCUAUUUGUACCAUUCUCAACUUUAACUUCAGAAAAUUUGCCUGACACCAGAGAACUCUGGCAUGCACAGUGAGGGCAUUUAGCCACACAAACAACGUCAAAUGAAUUUAGAGUUGGGAAGAGGGAAAACUCUGGACAAAUCAUGCACAAAUUCAGCUGCGUGAAUAGCCUGCUCUGUAUUGACAUCCAUACUAACAAUGUGAUCGGUCCACACGCCAUCCAGCCACCUCACCCAGCCCUUCUCCAUCCUCUUUGGCCACGGGAGGCCCCAGCUCGGCCCCCUCUACCUCAGCCAUGGACCAGUCCCAGCCUCCUCUCCUCCUCCACCAUCCCAGUGGGGCCCCCAGAGAGGGGUCCGGAGCCCCAGAAGGAUCCGAGAGGGAAGGGGUGGAGGGAGCUCUGUCUGCCUCUGAAGGUGGAGGCGGCAAUGGGACCAGCUCUGGAACAGGAGGAGGAGACCCAGGAGCACCAGGGGCAGGGGGGGUGGGAUCCCAGCAGCAGCCCCAGAACACCCCCUCUAAGCGGAGGCCAGUGUUGAGCAUCUCCCCCCCUCCGGAAGACCUGUUUGAUGACAGCAGUAUGUCCUGCCAGGAGGAUCCAGCCCCGGCCGGGCCAGCAGGACCAGACUCAGAACACAGCAGCAGCAUCUGGGCUGACGACUCGGCCUCCAACUUCAGCCUGAUCAGCUCCAGCUCCUACAACGACAACACAGAGGUGCCCCGCAAGUCCCGUAAACGCACCCCCCGCCAGCGGCCCGGGGCCAAGCCUGCACCCCCAGAGGACAGCAUGGACGUGUUUGAUGCAGACAGCGCCACGGCCCCACACUUUGUUCUGUCUCAGCUGGGCCCAGACAAGGCCAGCCCCAAGCCCAGUUCUCUGGAGGCUGGGUGGCUGCUGAAGGGAGGCCUGCUGUCAGGUCAGUGUCCCCAGAAGAGUGAGGGCAAGGAGCUGAAGAUCCUGGUGCAGCCAGAGACCCAGCACCGGGCACGCUACCUGACCGAGGGCAGCCGCGGCUCUGUCAAAGACCGCACCCAACAGGGCUUCCCCACGGUCAAGUUAGAGGGCGUCAGUGAGCCGGUGGUGCUGCAGGUGUUUGUGGCCAGUGACACAGGCAGAGUGAAGCCUCAUGGGUUCUACCAGGCCUGCAGGGUGACAGGACGCAACACCACGGCCUGCAAGGAGGUGGACAUCGAGGGAACCACCGUCAUAGAGGUCCCUCUGGAGCCCAGCAGCGCCAUGUCACUUGCGGUUGACUGUGUGGGGAUCCUGAAGCUGCGUAACGCGGACGUGGAGGCUCGUAUAGGAGUGGCCGGGUCCAAGAAGAAGAGCACCCGGGCCAGGCUGGCAUUCAGGGUCAACAUCCCCCAGCCUGAUGGGUCUGUCUUAACCCUACAGACCACCUCGUCACCCAUCCUCUGCACCCAGCCAGCAGGGGUGCCAGAGAUCCUGAAGAAGAGUCUCCACAGCUGUUCAGUGAGAGGAGGAGAGGAGCUGUUCAUCAUAGGGAAGAACUUCCUGAAAGGAACCAAGGUCAUCUUCCAGGAGAACUCAGCAGAUGAUGAGUCGUGGCGGGCCGAGGCAGAGAUUGACAUGGAGCUGUUCCAUCAGAACCAUGUGGUGGUGAAGGUUCCGCCAUACCACAGCCUGUCUGUCUCCUCUCCUGUCUCUGUGGGCGUCUACAUCACGACCAAUGCCGGGAGGUCACAUGACAUCCAGCCCUUCAUGUAUAUCCCAGACUCAGCAGAAAAGUCCCUGAACAUGUCUGUGAAGACAGAGGGUUCUUCUCUGGCCAAGGCCUGCAUCUUCCAUGACCAGAUCAAUUAUCUGGCCUCUGAUCCAGCCCAGUCUGCUGGCGAACUGGUUAAACGACAGGAGGUCACCCCUAUGGAGGUCUCCAGCAAUACCCCAUCCACAGCACUCUUCAAGCCACCGUCUGACACCCUUAUCUUAGUCCAGCAGACCCUUGAGCUGAGCUCCAGCACCCCGCCUAGGAAUGAGUCCUUCCCUGGCCCCAUGCCCCUCCAGCCUGGGGACAUGGACCUCCCCCAUGCCCCUGUCUUUCCCUCCCUGGAGCCCUUCAGCACCAUCCAGAAGCAGGACAUCACCCCCAUCACCUCCUUCCCCGUCUCCAGUGACACUACCACCCUCCCCCCUGUCCCCCCAGAGGUACCCCAGCAGUUCCUCCGGGACCCCCAGGAGAGCCUGCCUCAAGAGGCCUCCAACUCCUGCAGCGGGAUGAUGGUAGUAGGAAUGUCCCAGAUGGUGCCCCCCUCCCAGGCCCCCCAAGUUCCCCUGUUUCCCCAGGAUGGGGUGGCCCAGCUGGAGAGGGCAGUAAGGGAGCUCCAGGCAGGGGGCAGCAGCCUGGUACAGCAGGUCCUAGAGGCAGCAGUGGCUCAGCAGCAACUCAACUCAGUGUUGUACAGUCCCACGUCCUCCACUGACUCCCUGCAGCAAAACGUACAGGACACCAUGAACAGCCUGAGACUGGGGUGCACUGAGGGCUCUCUGGCCACACAACAGCAGUUGCAACAACAGCAGAUCCUUGGCAACAUGCAACAGAUACAACAGCAGCAACAACAGAUACAGCAGCAACAACAGAUACAGCAGAUACAGCAUCAAGUCCUUGGCAACAUACAGCUACAACCACAAUUAUUAAUACAGCCACAGGAUCAACAACUGCAACAGCAACAACAGAUACUGGGGAACCUACAACAGCAACAGCAACAAUUACAACAUCAACAGUUUCAACAACAGCAGCAGGUCCUAGGAAACAUACAGCUACCGGAUCAACAACUUCAACAACAAGUACUGGGCAACCUACAACAACAAAACCAAGCAGUAGGCAGCAUGCAACACUUACAGCAACAACAACAACAACAGCAGCAGCAGGUGUUGGAGAACUUUCAGCAGCAGCUCCAGGCUGAGCUCCUCCAGCCCCAGAUCCACUCCUCGUCUCAUCCCCAGCAGCAGCCUGUGGCUCUCCUCCAGCAGGCUGGGGAGCUGCUCACCAUCCAGACCUCCAGCUUCCCCCACCAGCCGCCCUCCCACACCUCCCCCCAGCAGCUCCUCCAGUCCCCCAGACCUCUGUCGGAAUCCCCCAGCCCGCAGCACCAGGUCCAGGCCGCCCUGCUCCAGAACACUCUCACUGUGCUGACCAGUGGUAGCCGAGAUCAUGAGCAGCAGGUCACGGGGUCCACGCUGUUCCUCUCUCCCAACACUCUCUCUAGCCAGGGUAGUCAGCAGCAGCUAGCAUUCCUGUCCUCCAUGGAGACUUCAGCCAGUGAUCCCCAGACUGUGUCAGUGUUCCAGUCUCAGACCCAGCAGCAGCAGAGCACCCCCAUGGACCAACAGCAGUCCCCCCAGCAGACACAACCACAGCAAACCCAGCAGCAGCUUCCCAUGGCUCAGCAAGGCUCCUUGUUCCAAACUAACACUCUGUCCUCCAGCCAACACCCUCAGCCCCAGCCCACAGACCUGCUCCUCUGCACCGCCUCCCUCAACCCCCAGGCUCUGCCUCCAACCCUCCUCUUCAGUACCCAGGGCCUCUCUAUGGGCAGCAGCACCCCUCACCCCCAGGACACCCCUGCUCCCCUCCUGUUCUCCCAGCCCACCAUGGUCGGGAUCAGGGUAGGGGUGGCCCAGUCUGACCCAGCAGAGCCCAUGUCCUUCCAGGACCAGAGCUCCACAGUAGGGGGGACAACAGCCUCCAUCAAUCCCCCUCAGCAGGGCCUGUUCCAGGCCCAGCAGCCUAUGCAGGUGAGCUCUAGCUCAGGCAGUGGCCCUGACAGCCAGCAGGUGGAGCUGUUCCUGCCACAGGGUUCUCUGUCUGGUCUGCAAAGCAACAUGGCUACGCAGGAACUAGAAAACCAGGCUGCAGCAGCUGCAACCAUCUUUGUGAUGCAGAGCGGACUGGGGGUGGUGGAGCUGCAGAGUACCGCCUCCCCCCCCGGUCAGAGACCCCCAGAGCAGCUGUUCCAGACGGGAGUGAGUAGGAAUGUCGGCCAGCCAGGAGGACAACCCAACCUUUUUGUGUUCGGCCUCCAGACCGAUUCCUCCCAGCUGAUGACGUCCACUGGUUCAACACUGUCAGCCCAGAGCCAACCCCAGAACGCCAACCCUGUGCGGGCAAGCCACAUCCAGUCUCUACUGGACUCAGACAUGGCCCAGACAGCCACACCCAUGCAGACCAACCUACAGACCCCAAUGCAGACAAACAUACAUACUGCAAUGCAGACCAAUAUACAGACUGCCAUAGAACCUAGCCUGCCAACCGUUAUGCAGACCAGCUUACAGAACGCCAUACAGACCACCUCCCAGAAGAUGGAGGACCUGCUGGACAGUCUUCAGAAGCAGUGAUCAUUACUGGGACCACAGACACAUUGCUGUGGGUUCCUGUGACAUCUGCCCACUCUUAGACUGGGACAGGUUGUGUCUUCUGCUUACAGUACAACCCCCCCACAGAUGCAGAGAAUGGGAUAGAGGUGUCUCACUAUGCUACGAGCCCCCUAGGCUAAGAACAUGUCAUGAUGUUUUUAAAGAUUUUUAUCAAAUGUACUCUUGUGCCCUUGGCUCAUAUUUUGAUGUGAUUGUACAUGCAUUCAUACAGACGGGCAGGCGCUGUGAUGAUGAGUUGGUUGAGUGACUGCGCCUUUUGCUCAAUCAGAGGAAAGUAACUCCGGUAUCCAUCAGUCUAACUUAUACAGUGGUUCUUCUUUUUCAUGCUGUACUGUGUUAUUGAUGGCCUAAGAGUGGAGGGAGUGAGAAGAGAGGGAUACAGAAAGUUGGACCUAGAGUGAAAGACAGAAGAGAUGGUGAGAUUUUAUUGAGGGAAAGUGGUGAAAAAAGGGCGGCCAGAGAAAGGUGUCUCGCCCUGUUCUUGUUUGUGAUUGCAAGGCUUCAGUCCGGUCACACAGCAGUCUGUGUGUAUCUGGUCACACAGCAGUCUGUGUGUAUCUGGUCACACAGCAGUCUGUGUGUAUCUGGUCACACAGCAGUCUGUGUGUAUCUGGUCACACAGCAGUCUGUGUGUAUCUGGUCACACAGCAGUCUGUGUGUAUCUGGUCACACAGCAGUCUGUGUGUAUCUGGUCACACAGCAGUCUGUGUGUAUCUGGUCACACAGCAGUCUGUGUGUAUCUGGUCACACAGCAGUCUGUGUGUAUCUGGUCACACAGCAGUCUGUGUGUAUCUGGUCACACAGCAGUCUGUGUGUAUCUGGUCACACAGCAGUCUCCGUGUGGUCUCUUAUUGUUACAAGUGGUUACAGAUGCUUUCCAUGUUUUUGAAGCAUUUGCAUAUGUCGUGCGACUUUCGUUUGGGGGGAUUUUAGAGUUGGACUUGGAAGUCUUUCCAGUUCAUUAUGAAUAGAAUGGUGGUUUUAAACAUUAAGCACUUUAUAAACUGUUUUGUGUGACCAGCAAAUCCUUAUAUCCAUCCAUAGGCUUUCUAUGGUUAGUCACAUUGUACUGGUUGAUGUCCAUUUUUAAAAAAAUAAUACUUUUUUAAGUUGUCACGGUAUACAUUUAAACACAUUGACCAUGCAUUCAUACAUUUUUCAUUCACUAUACUUUUGGAGUUAUAUUUGUGAUUGUUUGUAUCAAGUGUUCAUCUGAAGCCUAUUUAUACUGAGUGGUCCAUUCAGUGUCUCUGUCAAUACCGUCAUUCCCAUAGCGAGUAUACAUUGUUUGUUUUGGUGUGUCUCUGAUUGUAAUUAGCUACUAUUCAUAGGCUUUCAUAUCUCUGGCACACACAAUUUUCUUUUGCUCUGAUAUAUUGUGUGUGUACAUUUAUGCGUGUGUUAUUUUUAUGGAGAAUGUACAGCACAUUUCUAUCUGUAGCCUACUAUUUACCUUGUAUUUUACAAUCUGUGUAAGUUAACCACUGGUGUUUUACCUUGUCUUGUGUGUGUGUGGUUGUAGUUUUUGGUUGGUUUCUGGUUCAUGUACGGACAGAUGUUGAACCACUACUGUCAGCAUUCAGGGCAGAGCUGUGUGAAAUAGACACAGUACCUGUCCCGUGCAUUGUCACCAGGGACUCACUGCUACACAAAAACUCUGCUACAAUAGCCACACUACCAUACCACUUACUAUAAAGCUAUGUUUUGGGCAUGUACUCUGUGGUAUGCUAGUAUGGACAUUGGAAUGUGGCCUAAAAUCUGUUAUUUAGGCUGCGUUUACACAGGCAGCCCAAUUCUAAUCUAUUUUUUUCAGUAAUUGGUCUUUUGAACAAUCAGAUCUGAAAAAGAUCUGAUGUGAGUGGAAAAAAUGUCAGAAUUUGAUGCCUGUGUAAACAUGAGAAUAGCCAUCUCUAUGGCAAGUUAUCUAUGGUGCUAUGUGCAGCAGUGAUGGACACUUCUAAUGUGAUGUUUAUACUUACAUUUAUACUCAUGUCACAUCAACAGUACUGAUAUUAAUAUUGUGGUAAAGUCUGAAUUGUGUUUCUGGAGUAAUUGCUGUGAGCAGGCAGUGUGAGAGGAGUGUGUCCUGUUUUCAAACUUGUCAUAUUUGUUCAAUUUUUAAAAUAUCCUGAUGUUUGUUUACUCAUUUGUAAUUGGUUUACUCAUUUUAAAUCAUGCAGCUUUCAUGGAUAAUAUUAACAUUGUUUUUGUACAAAUUACAAACUUUAAAUAAUACAAAUAUUGGAUAGCACUGUACAUGUGGUAAGGUACUCUCCUCCCAAAAGUUUUGCCUCUGUCAUAUCCAUCCAAAUGAAUAUGCAUUUUAAACCAUGUUGCUCUACUUUGCUUUAGAUGCAAGCAGCCUAAUUCUGAGAUUUCCCCCCACUAAUUGGUCUUUUGACCAAUCAUUCCAGAUCUUUUCCAGAGCUAAUCUGAUUGGUCAAAAGACCAAUUAGUGAAAAAAAUAUCAAAUGGGAUGCCUGUCUAAGUGCAGCCAUUGACACAAACGGAUGAAAUGAGAACCAUUUGGUUGUUGCUCAGAUUCCUACAUGCUCAUGUUUACAUUCUGUCUUGAAAAAGUAGGAUUAUUCCAUUUAAAAAUGUAAUUUAGAAGGUUUCUUACCCAUGAGUCAGAUUACAUAGUAUUUUUAUAGCAGAUGUUCAGUUUUAUAUACAUGCAGUAUAUAAUUUUUCAAACGUCGGACUGAAACCCAGUGUGCAGUUUGGGGGUGUGUAUACUACUAGAUCGCUUCAUGUAGAACGCGGGCCAAUAGUCACGAUUAUACUCUCAUUCUGUGCAAACCAUAUAAAUGGAAUAUAUGCAAGGGACACCAUUCCAAGCAUAGACUUAGAAUGAGUUGUAGUUGUAUAGUUCCAUAUGAGAUACAGCUUGUCAAAGAUGGUGGCACAUACUGAGACCACCCACAGAAACCGUCAACUAUUUUGAACCUCCCAUUUGGUUUCACCCAUUCAAAAUAUCAAUUAGGCCUAAACACAAUAGAUAAUCACCUCCAUUACUGAUGUCCAAGCGUUCCAUUCCAUUUUUAUUGGGGAUUUUCAAGAGCACAUGAUGCCUCACUAAGCCAUACAAACAGAAAAAGCCAACCUCUGAGUAUCUCCUCUGUGUGAUGAAUGUAACUUUAUACUAUAUAUACUGUUUUUAGAGGAAAUAUGAGGUAGCCUAAUCUUGAAUGUUCAGUGCAUUGUACAUGUGUGGAAAUACAUUGUUUUGUGGUUCUGUCUGGUUUCAUGUUCCAAGGUCAAGCGCUCUUAUUUGGCUUGAUCGAUUGCUUAGUUUAACUGUUUGAAUGACUACAUAUUCAUUUGAAAAUACUAGUUGAAAAUGUUAUCUUUAAGGUGGCAAAAUAUCACACAUGCUCUCCACACACAUUAUUUGUCAUUAACUCAUUAAUAUCCAUGUUGAAAUAUGAGAUGGGGGUUAUCAGUUGUGAAUUUCUCAAGUGUGCCUUGACAAACCAUCAGUGUAGUAGGUUUACCAGAUCCCCUUUGUCAUGACUGUUCAUGUCCCUUGUCUAAUGUCCCUCUACCCUAGAUGAUCUGACUUCUCAUACUUCAGUCUAGCCAGUGUCCGUGUUCUGCUUUUGGUUACAUGACCACCUAACGUGUUUUCAUUUCAUCCAUCCCUGGUUGCGCUUAUGUUGCAAGUCUAAAGUGUGAUCACUAACUCUAUAGUGGUUUCCAAUUCCAGUACCCCCAACAGUCCACAUUUCUAUUGUAGCCCCAGACAAGCACACCUGAAUCAACUUGUCAGCUUAAUCAUCAGGCCCUCAAUGAGUUGAGUCCGGUGGUUUUUGUCCGGGGCUACAACAAAAAUGUGUGCCGUUUGGUACUCAAUGACGAGUUGGGAACCACUGCUCGAGGACUUUGUUCAGCCUAACCCGUCGACUGUAUACCUGUGUGUCUCUACUUCAUGCCUGUUGAGAUUCAUAAUGGUGAGAUAAAAGGGAAAAGAGGUGGAGAUUGUUCUGAUCGGGUGUUGUGGAAUUCUCUCGUAACUGUGUGUUUGUCAGCAUAACUGUUGUUGCUGUGAAGAGCUUGACAUGAGAUGAAAAGGUGGUAAUAAAGACUCCUAUUGGAACAGUG
Messenger RNA from Oncorhynchus tshawytscha (Chinook salmon), 9018 nucleotides. RefSeq names its product nuclear factor of activated T-cells 5. The record is from RefSeq and is a predicted model, not a curated record. Gene Ontology annotation, molecular function: RNA polymerase II cis-regulatory region sequence-specific DNA binding; transcription factor binding; DNA-binding transcription factor activity, RNA polymerase II-specific. NCBI's taxonomy places the organism in Eukaryota, Metazoa, Chordata, Actinopteri, Salmoniformes, Salmonidae. Gene Ontology annotation, biological process: cytokine production; calcineurin-NFAT signaling cascade; regulation of transcription by RNA polymerase II. The coding region runs from base 814 to 4875 and encodes 1353 amino acids. Gene Ontology annotation, cellular component: transcription regulator complex. The transcript has 11 exons.